ACAAUUAAAACAAAACAUUAAACAAACUUACACCUUAAACACAAAUAGUACCACCAACACAAAAUGAGCAAAAUAGAGUCCAACAUGAAAAAACUUCGUCCUACGAUAACCAAACAAAGAAGUAACUUCGAGGGAUUCACGUUUAGAAAAUAUCGAAAGGCUAAAUUCCUUCCCAUUGAUAAAGUACCAAUAGCUUCCCGGGAUUAUGGGCUGAUGAAGACUAACAACAAGUCCUCAACUCCUUAUCCACGAGUCGAUCAUGGUGUGGAUGCAUCGGUUCUGAGGGCUCGGCUCUCCAUGCGUCGGCAAUUGGAUACCAAGCGACACGUUGAAAAAGAAGACACUCCCGAUCAGGAUCAUGAGGCCAGCAUAGAGGGAUCCACAAGCAAAAUACAUCGCGGCGAAGACCCACAUCUGCGUAGAACAAAGUCCGUAAUCGUGACCCGCCCUCCGGAUCAUAUCCAGCAUGAGUUGUCGCUCGGAACACCGCAUCCCAAAAAAGGUAUAGCCCUGAAUGCCAAGACCCUGACCAGGCGCCUAGAAUCCAUCAACAAAGUCGAGAACACACAAAGUCCAACAACUAAGUGUCCAGGAACUCCACGAUCUUCGGUUAGGAAAAAGGGGGUCAGGGUUGUAGAACCGGAACACUACAUGUUAGAACCGAAAACGCCUCUAACUGGAUCGAUAAUUAGCCACAAAAGUAGCCGCUCCUUCCCGGUGGAAUAUAGCCUAUCGGAGAGCCUGCUCGUGAGCUUGGACUCUUCGGAGGGUAUAAGUUUCGCAGAGAAGCGAAAGCGGUUCCACCUAGGAGAGUUCACCAUCACCAAAGGUCGCAAGAUAAGCGACGUAAUGAUGGCCGCCUGCUCGGAUCAUGACCAUAUCAACAUCACCGACAAGAGCUUCGACUACGCCAACAAAGCUAAGCAGGAGAUCGAGAACUACAUCCAGAAGCAAGGGCUGAUCAAGACCACCAACGAUCAGCUGACCAUGACCAGGACCAUGGACAGGACUUCACGGUACAGCACCGGCAGUAUCAAAGUGAGUGGAUCUAUACGAGACCAUUCAUCAGAUGAAAGCCACAAAAGUAUCCGUCAUGGACGAAGGCAUAGGAGUGUAGAGAUCACACACUAGCGCGACUGGCGGAAAAAUACUUAUGUCGGUAUAUAUAUACAAAUAUAUAUCUUUUUCCGGCAUUCUAGCUAGUCCUGGGUCUCACACACAUUCUACAAAAUAU
Molecule: messenger RNA, 1234 nt
Organism: Drosophila bipectinata
Lineage: Eukaryota; Metazoa; Arthropoda; Insecta; Diptera; Drosophilidae
Source: RefSeq, a predicted model, not a curated record